GAAAAAGUGGGACAUGGUGAAGCGUGAGUACACGCUGGAGUACAAUCGGGAGGAGGAGGAUGAUAUCCAUCCUGUGCAAAAGUAUCGUACUCGUAUAAAUGCCAGACUAGCAUGACAAAUCUGGUUUCUUAGGUAAUUGAGCAUGACAAAUUCAAUUUUUCAUGCUGAGGAAAUUUGUAAUCCAUUUAUAGAGUAGGGUACGAUACUUUUGCAGUUCAUAGAUGACGUUGCCGCGGGAAGGCAUUUGCAGAAAGUGAAUCUGAUUUGUGUCAAGGUUUAAAGAUCAUAACGUUCGUGUUUAAGAAGCAUUAUUUUCUUUCACUCAGGAACGAGAAGUACUGCUACAUGUACAUUCACAUUCAAGAAGUGGGGUUUGUUUCCUAGUUUUCAUAAAUUUUUUUGCAUCCUUUGAGUUGAUAAAGUUAUUUGCGUUUCGCUUUCGGAUUUUUUUUUUGAUCACUUCGUCGUACUACCUAAAAUAUGAACAGCUUGCUACCUACAUGACUUUCAGUUUCAACAUUAUACCACAUUUUUGUAUUGUUCAUUCAUCACUUAUUUUCGAGGCUUUCCUGUUUAGCAAGAAUUAGAAUUACACCGCAUCUUCGUACGUUUUCAAAAUUUUCUGUUGUAACAGUUGCAGUUGGGUUUUCUUUUU
Messenger RNA from Amoebophrya sp. A120, 655 nucleotides. Lineage: Eukaryota; Dinophyceae; Syndiniales; Amoebophryaceae. The record is from the annotation of a GenBank genome assembly.